UAGCGAAGUAUGUCAUGAUGGAGAUAUAAAUAUAGGAACAGAUAAGGGGCGCUCCACCGAGAUUGAAGAAAAUAAUCAAGACAAAGACACGGCUUCUCUCCGUAGCAGCGGGAACUUCUCAUCAGGAUGGAGCGCCUCAAGAAAUUAGAUCGAUCAAAGCAACACCGGCAGCGCCUCGAACACGCCGCCUCAACCCGCGACCUCCAAGCAAAGCCUGCCCCUCCGCCGCCUCCACCUCUCCCAAUUCCGUGUGAGCCUCCAGAGCCGAUCUCUCCACCGUACGAAUACCGUUGUUGGUGGCCCGAGCCCGAGCGGCACGAGUCCGAGCUUGCCCAGCAAGCCUGGAGGUCCGUACGAAUAGGCAGCGUAUGGAGCGAGACGGUCUGGGCUGCGCGGGCGCGCGCACAUGUCCGUCGACGACUGAGGAUUUUGACUGCCUGGGGUUGUAACAGUGAUCAUCCUCGCAAGGGUCGCCGCGCGUCGGUUGGUACUGAGGGGACUAGUCUGAGGCAUGAGGUCGCCGUGGAGAUCAGCGGCCUGACGGGCAAGGAAUUAUGCAGGUACGGGAACGCGUGGCGGGGACUGGAGUAUGUGGAUGAGUGUUGUGCUGAGGGAAUGAUGGCGAUGACGCUCCUGGAUUACACGAAUACCGCGGGAAAGGUCUUUUCGAUUUCGAUGGAACCCGCUCAGAACGACCAUGACAAUGUCGGAGAAUCAGCCGAGCAGCCACGGUUCGGCCAGCAGGCUUUCUCCCGCGCCGCACUCCAGCGGAAAAUCGAAACUCUCCGUCUUGAUCGUCCGUUCGUCAAUCAAAUCCAGUUUGCCCGUCAAAGCUGGCGCGUUGAAUGGCUUUCGGAACAUAGCCCAUUUGACUGGUUAGAAACCUUCCCUCCACCACGACCAGAAGAGGACUUCGGUGGAUCAAGCAAAGAGGAAUUGGAAGCCAACGCGCGAAGCGCACAAUUACAAAGGACUCGCUGCGUCAUGUUGACCCACGCCCUGGAUGAAAUCGGCGGCGAAGCCGGAUUACAGAAACUCUUGAAAAUCAUGCGGAAACGAAUACGUCGGUCGGAUGGCUUGGGUGUCAAACUCAUGGUCGCCCAGCGCUAUGCGAGUGCGGAGGAUUUCACGGGGAUAUCGAUGUCGCCGGAGCAGAUUACGCGUUUUGUGGUGAAUCGGGGUUGGCGCAAGGAGAGGGAGGAAUGGGUUCAUGCGAAGGUGGGUUCGGGGACGUUUCAUGCUGUUGCGUUGAAUGAGUGGGGGGAGCAGGUGAUUUCUGAGAGGUUGAAGGAAGAGGAGGCCGAGGUUGACGGGGAGCAUGUAUGGACGGCGGUCUUUGUGUUGGAUAUUGGUGGUGAUUGACAUCCCUGUAAUCACCUCGGCUGCCUCGAAAUUUCAUAAUUUAGAUAUCAAUGUCACAAUGACGGACUUCUUCCUCUGUGAAGACGAGUGGUCAAAAAUUGCGUAUCAAGCAGCCCCUU
Messenger RNA from Dissoconium aciculare CBS 342.82, 1481 nucleotides. RefSeq lists its product as uncharacterized. Bases 127 to 1362 code for a protein of 411 amino acids. The transcript has a single exon. The record is from RefSeq and is a predicted model, not a curated record. Lineage: Eukaryota; Fungi; Ascomycota; Dothideomycetes; Mycosphaerellales; Dissoconiaceae.